Molecule: messenger RNA, 837 nt
Organism: Talaromyces proteolyticus
Lineage: Eukaryota; Fungi; Ascomycota; Eurotiomycetes; Eurotiales; Trichocomaceae
Product: GPI biosynthesis protein Pig-F
Exons: 3
Coding region: 1-837 (278 amino acids)
Biological process (GO): GPI anchor biosynthetic process
Cellular component (GO): endoplasmic reticulum membrane
Source: RefSeq, a predicted model, not a curated record
AUGUCAUCCCCUGUCUCAACACCAAGCAUCAAAGCUCCGGACUCGCCAACAACAAAACCAAUCUCCUCGGGCCCUCCCACCGUCGACAUCCUCCCAACCCCCGCCGCCCAGACCUAUUCUCAUGUGCAUCCCGCGCUGCUCCUAGCCCUCUACGGCGUGCGCUUCCCAGCCCUGGUCGCCGACCCCGUGUCGACCCUAUUGACCGACUUACCCGUUUAUACCGCCCUGCAGGUGGCUUAUGCAGUGACGUGUCUACCACAGGCGGGCACGCAUAACGCACAUCCUGCUAAUCCCACCACCGAAGCCUCCCCAUCAACGCCUGGUACCAGCGGGGUAGUGAAAAGCGGGAAGACUGGGUACAGGAAGAAAAUCGGGCACGGGGGGUCGAAGGGUGAUGGGGUAUUCAAGAGACUCACGGCGUCAUUCCUCUCCCUAACACUAACUUUCCUCCUCGGCACGCCGGUCCUCGCCCUCCUCCUCGUCCUCUUCGGCGCCCCCUUCACCACGCACAACGCGCAUACAAUUCUGGCUGCCGCGCACAUGGCGCUGUUGGCGGUGACGCCGUUGGUGUAUGUGCACGGGGUGGAUGGUGUGGUGUGGAUGCAGGUGUGGGCGUUUUCGCGGCCGGCGGAUGCGGUAUGGGGAGGGGCGUUGGGGACCGGGGUGGGUGCUUGGUUGGGUGCUGUGCCGAUUCCAUUGGAUUGGGAUCGGCCGUGGCAGGCAUAUCCGAUCACGGUAUUGACGGGGGCCUAUCUGGGAUAUGCGGUUGGGCAAUUGAUUGCCAGGACUCCUCUUUUAUACGGGAAGCGGAUCCAGUUCAACAAGCCUUCUGAAUAG